AUGGCUGAGAAAGCUCGACGCGAUCUUAAUCGGUUAUUGACCGAUCAUAAAGAAUCGAUUACGAAAAAAUUGGAAGAAAUUUCUUGUCAAUUAAAAACAACAAAAGAGGCCGAUGAUUAUUCAGAGAAAGAUUUAAGUGAAUGGUUACAGAUGCUGGAAAAACUCAAGAAACAGCUAUUAACACCAUCAAAUGUGAUAUUACGGACAGUGAGUGAUGAAAUAUGGUUGCAACCAAUCGUAGUUAUGGCAACUUCUCUUAAUUCACGAGACAAAUUCGACAAAGCAAGUAAUAACAUUAGAAUAUUGGAAAAUGGUUUCGUUGCAGAAGACAAUGGAACAUAUAGUCAUGGUGAAGUUCGAGGUUUCAAGACAUACUCAACAGGAACUUAUAAAAUUAAUUCGAAAAUUGAAGAGAUGACGAGUAACAAUUGGAUGUUUUGGGGAAUUAUAUGAGAAAGUACUGCACUGCAACAAAACUCUUACUCGUCAACAUCAGCUAACGGAUGGGCGAAGGCCUAUAAACAAGUCUAUUUGAAUGGUGUAAACAAUGAAGGGUAAAAUAACUAUCAGGGUGACAUUGUUAAAAAUGAUAUUCUUCAUCUGAUACUGAAUUGCGAUAGUCGAAUUAUCAAACUUGAAAACAAACGAACAAAUCAAAAGAAUUCUAUUCCUAUUGACUUAAAUCGAUGUCCAUUCCCGUGGCAAUUACAUAUUAAUCUACACGACAUUAACGAUCGCAUUCGCAUAUUGGAAUAGAGGAUGGUAGAGAACACUGGAUCUUGUACUGAUUUAUCAGUUACUUUGUUCUGAUAGCAAGUUAAAUGGGAGGGUGUGAGUGUUUGUGACAUGAAUGCCGAUGUCAGGUAUAGGUACAGAUAGGGUUACACCGACGCCGACAUCCACACUCUAGAAUCUUUUCUUUUAAUGUUUUCCGAUGUAUGUGCAUAGAAUAAAAAUGUCAGGAAAAAUCAGAUUUUAAUCGAUUAUUUUUCGAUUAAUAACUAAUUAUAAUGACACUAUUAUAAUUCGACUAGCGAGAGCCCGUGCAUACUGCACGGCUGAUUUUUUUCCUGUGAAGUUACACUUCUGUCCUUUAGCUUUGAUUGGGUAAUAGACAAAAACCCAGUUCGCAUUAUCUAUAUAUAUAGAUCGUAUAGCCUGAUACCCUUGUAGAGUCAUACUC
Messenger RNA from Rotaria sp. Silwood2, 1183 nucleotides. The record is from the annotation of a GenBank genome assembly. NCBI's taxonomy places the organism in Eukaryota, Metazoa, Rotifera, Eurotatoria, Philodinida, Philodinidae.